AUGGGCGCGUACACAUCUAGAAUGGAGCAACACAUCUUGAAGAACAACAGUUGUGAAAGGGAGUUCCAGCUGACUUUUGAAAAAGUCCUUGUUAAUGCUAUAGACCUUAUAAUCAUAAAAUCCAUUUAUAGCCUUCAGUUACUAAGCAACGAAGGACAAAGGCAAGAUGUGCAUGGAGCUCUGGAGAAUGCUAUGGUGGAUACAAGUAUGUUGGAAGAAUUCCUUGGCAGUGACUUGGAAUUUGGAGCCUUUAUUUCCCUGGCAUCAGCUAAAAAGAGAAGGCACUCACAAUUGUCAGAAGAUGCCACUGAUUCUCCACCAUGGACUAACAACUCUCAGCAGGUGACAGUAAAGGACUGUGGCACUGAAGUGCAAGACUAUGACAGCGAUGGACAGAAUGUAGCGGCUGUGGACAAAUGUUAUCAGGCUCUAACAUGGCAGCCAUAUCAAACUUCUCACUGGAGCAGCUUAUUUAACUAUAGUUACGAAACACUCCCUGAUGUAGGAUACCACAUUGUCACAGACAAAGGAUUUAAUUUUUCAACAGCAGAUGAUGCUUUUGUAUGCCAGAAGAAGAACCAUUUCCAGAUCACAGUCCACAUCAGUGUUGUUGGGAAUCCAAAAUAUGUCAAAACCCAGCAGGGGUUGAAACCUAUCGAAAAGUUUUACUUGAAAACUUUUGGAAUUAAGGCGGACGCCCCAAAUCAGAUAAUCACCAUUGAACAGUCUCAGUCGGACCGAAGCAAAAAAUCUUUCAAUCCUGUUAAACUUGAUCUACCAGCAGACCAGGCAACCAAAGUGACAUUGGGAAGGUUACAUUUCAGUGAAACAACAGCAAAUAACAUGAGAAAAAAGGGGAAACCUAAUCCUGACCAAAGAUACUUCAUGCUGGUGGUUGGACUAUAUGCUGUCAGUCAGGACCAGUCCUAUUUAUUGUCUGCACAUGUCUCUGAAAGGAUCAUUGUGAGGGCAUCUAACCCUGGGCAGUUUGAGAAUGACAGUGAUGUGUUGUGGCAGCGAGGACAUGUUCCAGAGACCAUAGUCUGUCAUGGUCGAGUAGGAAUUAACACAGAUGCACCAGAUGAAGCACUGGUCGUCUGUGGAAAUGUGAAAGUGAUGGGGACAGUCAUGCAUCCAUCUGACAGUCGAGCAAAACAGAAUAUCCAGGAGGUUGAUACAACUGAGCAGCUGAGAAGAAUAGCGCAAAUGAGGCUCGUUGAGUAUGACUACAGGCCUGAGUUUGCAUCUGUAAUGGGAAUAAACAAUACCCAUGAAACAGGAAUAAUAGCCCAGGAGGUGAAAGAGCUUUUGCCGACAGCUGUAAAAGAAGUUGGAGUUAUUACCUGUGAAAAUGGAGAAAAAGUAGAGAACUUCCUCAUGAUUGAUAAGGAUCAAAUUUUUAUGGAGAAUGUUGGUGCAGUUAAGCAGCUCUGUAAACUAACCAACAACCUUGAAAUCAGGAUAGAAGAAUUGGAAGUGUGGAAUAGAAAACUGGCCAAGCUGAAACGGAUGAGCAGUUUGAAGUCAACAGUCAGUGAAAAGAGCACAUUCAGCAAAUUUAGUCGAGCUGCUAGUCUUUUACCACCAAGAAAACCAAUCCCUAUACCACACAGUAAGGUUUGUUUUUCUGAGAGAAAACAGUCAUGGCCCAACAGGAUUUUCCAGAUCACGGUAAUAGCUUUGGUAGCUGUUAUGGCACUAUGUGCCUUGACAAUAUCCACCCUUUACAUACUUAGCAUAGAAGAGCAAGACAUUAGUCAAAAUCCCAUUCACAGCAAUGCUACAAGUUCCAUUACGCAGCAUCCCUACACCACCGUGGCAGGUACUGUAUCUGUUGUUGUUCCGUAUGAUGUGACUUCAGUUUCUGUGCUGCUGCAAAAAGUCAAGAGACAAACAGCACUAUUGAGGAGUUGGUUGUUCUUUGUAGCACUCAGUGACAGCACAGCUUCUCCAACCAUGACAUCCAGCAUUACAGUCCCCGAAGUGAAUUUCUGUGACAUCUUGCCUUGUGACAAGACCUAUUGCUGUUCAAUUCAUCAAAUACAAAGAAAAAUUCCAAGAUACCAGACCAUGAUGACAGAGGAGAGAGACAAAAUUAAAGCACUACAAGAGAGGAGAUUGAUGGAAAAAUUUGAUCUUGGAAUUGACUGGAUUGAUACAACAAUCAGUUCCAUGCAGAUUUUGGAAACGCAGCAAAAAAUUGACCGUCGCUAUUGUAGUAAAGGUCGACAGUGCAGGUCUGGAAAUUACAGCUAUGUUAUUCCUGUUAACAAAUACACACCCAUCAAUGUAAUACUCUCAUUGGAAAUCAACACUACGGAGCCAUUAAUCGUCUUUCAAUGCAAAGUCACUUUUGGAAAUAUGUGUUCCUAUCAGUCACGAAACAGAAAGAAAAGAGAGGCUUUCCAAGAAACCACCCAGGGAUGUCAGCAUAUUUGGAUUCUCCCUGUAACUUGGUGGUAUGACAGCGCAUACCAUUUCCGAGUAGCUGCACCGGAUCUUGCAGACUGUUCAACAGAUCCAAAUUAUGCUGGGAUAUUUUUUACGGAUUACUACUUCUACUUCUAUCGACAGUGUAACUAAAAUAUUGCUGAUCAUUCUGUUUAUUGGGGGGAGAGAUAAUACUCAUGGUACCGAAAAGACUAUUGUCUUAGUAAAAGCUUGCAAAUGAAAUGAGAUGUGUGGAAUGUUUCCUAGUUUUUGUUUAACCGUUAACUUUUAGAGACAAGUGGGCAAAAAUAAAUUAUUUGACUGUAGUCCAGGCUCUGCAUGUCAAGUCAUUACUUGUAAAAGGACGUGAUUUCUGAAAAUCAAUGGAGAGCUCAAUGUGUAGAUAUUAAAGAGUUCCACUGCUCUUAGCACUGCUAUAAAAUACAGGAGAUGGGGGGAAAAAUAGUGGCAUUCUAAUAUACU
Molecule: messenger RNA, 2913 nt
Organism: Caretta caretta (loggerhead turtle)
Lineage: Eukaryota; Metazoa; Chordata; Testudines; Cheloniidae
Source: RefSeq, a predicted model, not a curated record